Molecule: messenger RNA, 2275 nt
Organism: Erigeron canadensis
Lineage: Eukaryota; Viridiplantae; Streptophyta; Magnoliopsida; Asterales; Asteraceae
Product: GTP-binding protein BRASSINAZOLE INSENSITIVE PALE GREEN 2, chloroplastic
Exons: 3
Coding region: 89-2035 (648 amino acids)
Biological process (GO): chloroplast rRNA processing; brassinosteroid mediated signaling pathway
Cellular component (GO): mitochondrion; chloroplast stroma
Molecular function (GO): GTP binding
Source: RefSeq, a predicted model, not a curated record
UCUGAAAAAAACUGAGAACUCAAGGGUUCAGCAAAAACCCCAUCUUCACUUCACUGCAAGUAACAAAAACAAACAAAAUUAUCGAAAGAUGUCAUUUUUCUUAUCUACUUCACCUCUACUUUCUUCAAAAACUCAAACCCUAAUUCACAACACUUUGGAAUCAAACUCAUCAAUUAGUCUUCUCAGUUCAACAGGUAAAGUCCAUUUUCACAUACCCUUUUCCGAUUUUAAUUAUAAAAAUACAAACUUUAAGCAUAAAGAUUCAUAUAUUGCUUUAUCGGUAAAUAGUAGUAGUAAUUUAUCAUCCACAACAAGUUCAAGAAAAAGAUAUAAAAAACAAAACCAACCUCCAGUUUUAAGUGAAGGAAGAGAUGAUGAUGAUAGUUUAGGUGUUGUUUGUCCUGGCUGUGGUGUUUUUAUGCAAGAUUAUGACCCGGCUUUACCCGGGUUUUUCCAGAAAAAGAAAGUAGUUGAUGUUAUAGAUGAGUUAGUUUUAGAUGAUUUAGAUGACAUUGGGAGUGAGUUAGAAGAUAGUGAUGAAGGGGAUGAGGGUGAAUUGGAAGGUGAAAAUGAUGAUGAUUUGGAUAGUGAAAUGGAGAUUGAAGAUGAUCUCGAUUGGGAUUCAGAUUGGGAACCUGAGUUUGAGGAUGAUGAUGAUGAUUUGAAGGAGUUGGAUGGGUUUACUGCACCGGGUGUGGGAUAUGGAAAUAUAACUGAGGAGGUGAUUGAGAAAGGGAAAAAGAUAAGGGUGUCAAAAUCAGAGAGAAAGAAGUUGGCCCGUGAAGCUCAAGUGGAGAGAGAGGAGGUUACGGUUUGUGCAAGGUGUCAUUCUUUGAGGAACUAUGGGCAGGUGAAGAAUCAGACUGCGGAGAAUUUGAUACCUGAUUUUGAUUUCGAUAAAUUGAUUAGUACCCGUUUGAUGAAACCAACAGGGAAUGCUGAUUCAACAGUUGUGAUCAUGGUUGUUGAUUGUGUAGAUUUUGAUGGGUCGUUUCCAAAACGGGCUGCUAAAUCUUUGUUUGCAGCCUUAGAAGGAGGUCGUGAUAGUGUGCAGAAAAGCAAGAAGUUGCCUAAACUGAUUCUUGUGGCGACAAAAGUUGAUCUUUUACCUUCACAGAUUAGUCCUACUAGAUUAGACAGAUGGGUUCGUCAUCGUGCUAAGGCUCAUGGUGCACCCAGGCUAAACGGGGUGUAUUUGGUCAGUUCACGUAAGGAUUUAGGUGUCAGAAAUUUGCUAACUUUUGUUAAGGAUUUGGCUGGACCUCGAGGGCAUGUGUGGGUAAUUGGGGCACAAAAUGCUGGUAAGUCAACAUUGAUUAACGCACUUGCUAAGAAAGGAGGGGUGAAAGUUUCUAAGCUUACUGAAGCUGCGGUUCCCGGGACGACACUUGGUAUUUUGAGAAUUGGAGGUAUAUUAUCUGCUAAAGCGAAAAUGUACGAUACACCAGGUCUACUGCAUCCAUAUUUAAUGUCCAUGAGAUUGAACCGAGAGGAGCAAAAGAUGGUUGAAAUACGAAAGGAAUUACGGCCUCGAACAUACAGAAUUAAGCAAGGCCAGGCAAUACAUGUUGGUGGUCUGAUGAGACUAGACCUAAACCAAGCAUCUGUGCAGACAAUUUAUGUUACAGUUUGGGCCUCGCCAAAUGUUUCGUUACAUAUGGGGAAGAUUGAAAAUGCAGACGAAACUUGGAACAAGCAUGCUGGUGUUAGAUUGCAGCCCCCAAUUGGUGUAGACCGAGUGCCUGAACUGGGCAAUUGGGAGUCGAGGGAAGUCAAGGUAUCUGGAAUAAGCUGGGACGUGAACAGCAUUGACCUAUCGGCUGCUGGCCUUGGUUGGUUUUCUUUGGGUUUAAAAGGGGAAGCAGCCUUGACAUUGUGGACAUUUGAUGGCAUUGAGAUAACAACCCGAGAACCCUUAGUACUUGAUCGUGCACCAUUUCUCGAAAGACCUGGGUUUUUGCUGCCAAAGGCUAUAUCAGAAGCCCUUGCCAAGCAAAACAAAACUCAGCCCCAAAGCGAAGAUGUUCUGGUCUGAUCUUUACUUUGUGCCUAUAUGAUAUUCAUGCUUGUUCUUCUGACAAAACCAAAAGCAGUCAAUGGUACGUUGCCAUUUUUUUCUACAAGCAUGCGAGGUUUCUAUCCCUAUAGUCACUUGUUAGCAUAUAUGUUCUUGUAAGAAAGUUGAUUUUUUUCGUCCUUUUUGUUACACUAGCUUUGUUGUAUUACCAAAUUGUCCGUACAGUUUUGUAUAAUAUCAUUUUUUGUUAGCGUAAAA